Cimex lectularius (bed bug) is the source of this 1436-nucleotide messenger RNA. It is a transcript of the gene rswl, whose product is annotated as mitochondrial ribonuclease P protein 1 homolog. The record is from RefSeq and is a predicted model, not a curated record. Gene Ontology annotation, biological process: positive regulation of mitochondrial translation; mitochondrial tRNA 5'-end processing. The coding region runs from base 150 to 1349 and encodes 399 amino acids. Gene Ontology annotation, cellular component: nucleus; mitochondrion; nucleoplasm. The transcript is spliced from 2 exons. NCBI's taxonomy places the organism in Eukaryota, Metazoa, Arthropoda, Insecta, Hemiptera, Cimicidae. Gene Ontology annotation, molecular function: tRNA binding.
UUAUCUUUACGGGAAGGUUAAUUCAAGGCUGCGAUACGAAGGUUAAGUGUAAGGAUAAAUCAGUUUUUUAAAGAUUACUUUAUCUUUCAUUCUUUUUGGCCCCCGUGCAAGAAUUGUAAAAACACGUUGUCUUCAGUUUUAAGUGAAAAAUGCUCGGAUUCAGUUUGAGAAGUGUAGUCGGUUUGGUGGGCCGAAACCGAAGCAUACCCAAAAAUGUUUUCAAACUGACCAUCAGCAACUGCAUAAACAGCAGAGGUUUCUGCACGAACGCCGAUGUGAAUAAUUACGAAAACGUCGAUUACGAAGGUAUUACAAAAGGCGAUGAAAAUCUUAAGAAAAACCUCAAAGUCAUUAUGCUAGAAUUUGAACUGCUACGACAAGAAUCGAACAAAGUUCCAUCUUUAAUGACAAAUGAAAGAUGGUCCGAGCUUCUCAAUGCCAAGUCGAAAAGACAAAGGAUAAAACAAAUCAAUUUUUGGUGGGUGAACGAGAAAAAAAAGGAAAACGAUAAGAAAAAAAAAGAAGAGAAGAAGGCGAAGUGGUUGGCGACGCAGCCUGAAAUCGAAGAAAACACCCACAUAAAAUAUGGGUUUGGAGGAUCUAAUAUAUUCUUAAGGAUAUAUGAAUCUACGAUGGACAGGUGGAACAAUGCAAAACUGAUCGAAGCAAUGAUGUUCGGCCAAGAAAUUAUAAUUGAUUGCGGCUACGACCAACACAUGAAUAACAGGGAAGCGGCCAAUUGCGCUAAACAACUCUUGAUACUCUUCAGCGAGAAUAGGCGCCACAAAUCGCCUUUCAGUUUGCACUUUGUCAAUGUGGACCGGGAUGGCUACAUGAUGACUAGAUUCGCAAAGCAAAUACCAAUUCUGUACAACGACGAUUUCCCUAUUAAUAUUUCUACAAAAAGCUAUUUAGAUAUGUUUCCAAAGGAAAAGCUUGUCUAUCUGACACCUCAUUGUCGAGAAGAGCUGACAACAUACAACCAUGAUGAUAUAUAUAUUAUUGGUGCAAUGGUCGAUAAGGAAAAUUGCAAACCGUUUUCUCUUGGGAAGGCCAAGGCCGAAGGGCUCCGCAUGGCCAAGCUUCCGCUCGAUAGAUAUUUAGAUUGGAAUUUGGGUUCAAAGAGUCUCACCUUGGACCAAGUUUUGAAAAUCAUGCUGGACAUGAAAGUCACAGGAAAUUGGGAGACGUCCUUGCAGCACGUACCAAAGAGAAAACUCAAGGAUGACUUUGAGCCUAAAGUACAUUUCCUCAAGAAGAAGUUCAAAGACGAAAGUUUUAGUGAGAAAUUACUGAAGAGUAGGGAUAGAAAACACAAAACUUUUGAUAUUAAACAAGUGUAUAAUUAAUUUAUUAUAGUGAUCACUUUGGUCAUUAUUAAACAUUGAUGUAUAUAUUAUUUUUUAGUAAAUGAUUUGUUUUUGUCAUAAUUUUAA